Molecule: messenger RNA, 1565 nt
Organism: Hyphopichia burtonii NRRL Y-1933
Lineage: Eukaryota; Fungi; Ascomycota; Pichiomycetes; Serinales; Debaryomycetaceae
Product: MFS general substrate transporter
Exons: 1
Biological process (GO): transmembrane transport
Molecular function (GO): transmembrane transporter activity
Source: RefSeq, a predicted model, not a curated record
CUGAUUCACAAAUCACUACUAUUGAAAACAGUGUACGUACUUAUAUAAACUAUCAGUUUGGGUAUAAGUUUGCUGUUAGUAAUGAAGUGAGUUAUGGGGGGUUAUUUGUUGGAUGUAUUUUUUGGGGUUUUAGUGCUGAUUUAAUUGGAAGAAAGUUGGCUUUUAACUUAUCGCUUAUAUUGCUGGCUAUUUUUUGUAUUUUAACCGGGGCGAUGAAUAGUAUGGCUACGUUUUGUAUUUUCAUUGGGUUAUUAGGUUUUGCUGCCGGUGGUAACUUGGUUUUGGAUACUUGUGUUUUUUUAGAAUGGUUACCCCAUAAGAAUCAGUGGUUAUUAACUUUUUUUGCAUUUUUUUGGUCGAUUGGCCAAACGGUGGCCGUAUUACUUGCCUGGGCGUUUUUACCUAACAAUUCUUGUGAUUCGGAAUCUUAUUGUCCUUCUCAUAUAAACAAGGGUUGGAGAUAUACUUAUUAUGUGAAUGGGGCCAUUGUUUUAGUUAUGGCUAUUCUUCGGAUUACAGUUAUUAGAUUAAAGGAAACCCCCAAAUUUUUAGUAUCUAAUAAUCGGGAUUUAGAAGCAGUUGAAGUAUUACAAUGGGUUGCAAAUAAGUAUAAUCGGAAAUGUUCAUUAACCGUUGAACAAUUAACUGAAUGUGGAGAAAUUGAAAUUAAUGAUGAUGUAAGAAAGCAUGUCUCGUUAUCAGGAAUACAAAAAAUUGUGAAAGAGCAUUUGAAAUUGUUAUUUGCAAAUAGGAAAAGUAGUAGAUCAAUCAUACUACUUUUUCUGAGUUGGUUUUUAUUGGGGAUAGUUUAUCCAUUAUAUUCAUCCUUUUUACCAGUUUAUUUAGCUACUCGAGGAGCUAAUAUUAGUGCGUCGACUACUUACGGAGUUUAUCGAGAUAAUGUUAUUAGUAACGUUGUUUCAGCAGGAGGUCCAUGUAUUGCAGGGUUACUUUUAUACGGGUUUCCUCGUUUAGGUCGUAGGGGAGUAUUGGCCAUUGGGGGAUUAUCUACCAUGGCCUUUUUAUUAGGUUAUACUGCAAUCACCAAUCGAGAAUCAAAUAUUGCCCUAUCUUCACUUUCAUUUGCCGCUUUAUAUAUUUAUUAUGGAUGUUUAUAUGCUUAUUCUCCAGAAGUGCUUCCUUCGGCAGCUAGAGGUACUGGUAAUGCUCUUUGUUUCGCUUUCACUAGAUUUGCUGGAAUGAUUACUCCAAUCAUUUCCUGGUUUGCUAAUCCAGAUACCGCCGUUCCCAUUUACAUUUGUGCAGUUGCCGUGGGUCUUAUUGGUUUAAUGGCUCUAUUAUUUCCUUUUGAACCAAGUAAACAUAGAGUAGUAUGAGUUUACUGAAAGUAUCGUAUAAACUAGACGUUUUGAAUCAUCAAUUGACCCUUGUCAAUUAUAAUGAUAACUACCUUAUCAACGAGUAUUUUUUUUGGUACGCUCAUUUCCAGAGUAUCCUACUGGACAACUAGACAACUAGACACUAAAGACACUAAUCAACUAGACACUAAACAACUAGACACUAAACAACUAGACACUAAACAACUAGACACUAAACAACUAGAC